Drosophila obscura is the source of this 1865-nucleotide messenger RNA. RefSeq names its product arp2/3 complex-activating protein rickA. The record is from RefSeq and is a predicted model, not a curated record. Gene Ontology annotation, molecular function: protein binding. Lineage: Eukaryota; Metazoa; Arthropoda; Insecta; Diptera; Drosophilidae.
AAUUUAUUAAGGAAGCCCGAACUGGGGAACAGGUUCUGAAGGAGUGAUUGUGAUUACGUAGCGGUUGGAGGGUUAUAUAAGCUGUGUCAAGAUACCCCCAAAGGACAGAGAAGACACUGCAGUUGACGGUUAAAGAUGUUCAAGCUGAUUUUCUCUUCGGCCGCAGUGCUGCUGUGCGCCAUUCACGCCACAGCGCAGGUUGUGCCAAAUGCAGAGAUCGGUCGGGUUACCAUCCAAGUGCCGUUGCUGUCUAAUGGAAAGCCCGUACUUCUGGGUAACCACGAAAGUGUUGAGGUGGCCCGCGUGGAGGAGAUCAAGCCGGGAAAGAUCCAGGUGGUCAAUGACGUAGUUGUGCCUCCAACGCUCAGCAAAGUUCGGAGUGCGAGAUCAAUUGUAGAUCAUUCAAAUCCGGGGAUACUAAAUGAAGGAAUACCGAAUCCUGGCAUUCCCAAUGCAGGAAUACCUAACCGUGGAAUCCCUAGUGCAGGAAUACCGAAUCCUGGCAUUCCCAAUGAAGGAAUACCGAACCGUGGAAUCCCUAAUGCAGGAAUACCGAAUCGUGGCAUUCCGAAUGAAGGAAUUCCAAACCCUGGCAUUCCGAAUGAAGGAAUACCGAAUCCUGGCAUACCAAAUGCAGGAAUUCCGAACCGAAUUCCGAACCGUGGCAUUCCGAAUGAGGGAAUUCCGAAUCCUGGCAUUCCCAAUAAAGGAAUUCCGAAUCCUGGCAUUCCCAACCAUGGCAUCCCAAUUCCCGAUGCCUCUGUGAUCCAACCUGUUGCUGUAAUGCCAACCCACCGCAGCACCACCAGCCCCACUAUGACGACAGUACUCCCAAGGCGCGUGCCGUCCAAGAACUGCCACCACCUGCUGCUGGCUGGGAUGACCACCGUCUCACCGUUGGAAACGAUAGCCACUCCGCCGGCAGAGAACUGCGACGAGCUGUGCACCAAGCACGAGUACAUGCCCAUCUGCGCCCACAACGGAGUGUGUGUCCACGAGUUUGCCAAUCAGUGUGUAAUGGACACGUUCAACUGCAAGCAUCGGGAUCUGUCCUUCCGCAGCGUGGACGAGGAUGUCUGCAGGCUGGAGCUGUGUGCCAGACGAUGCAAGGAGGAGGACCUAAAGCUUUAAAACUAUGAUGACAUACUUAUUCCGUAAUCUCAUAUAUCCGUAAAGCAUAAAAUACAAAUAGUGAAAAUGUAGACAAACCUCUUGAUUUCCAUUUUUGUUGAUCAGUUGAUCUCACAAUUUCUCUCUUCUAAGCUGAAAAUUAGGCUUAUAUUUCACUGUCCUUCUGACUUUCAGAAUAUUAUUGCAAUAAGUCACUGAGCUCUUCAAUUCAGGGUUUUAAUGGACAAAAUACUCUUAUAAAUUUGAUUAAUCGAGCUUCAUAAUUGUUCUGGAAUACUCCCUUUUAAGUAACUUGAUUUUAGUGGACUGUACUUAUUUUUAUUUCUUGUUCGGUUCGCUGUCUUUUCGGUACUGAAUAAUGCCGGCGCAGCGGCAAGCGAAUACAGAUGUUUUUACGUCACUUCCAUUCUAUCCUAAUUUCCAUUCUUCUUCGAGAUGGACUUAAAUAUAAAGAUGACAAAGUAAUAAUAUCGAAUGCGUUCCUCAACAAUAAUACUCAUAAAUUGUAUUUGUUCACUCCAAUUGAUUCCUUGCCGAGGGCCAAUGUCAGACAUAGGAUCAACCGGACGAAGAAAAAUUCUUUAUUCCAGUACCUAAAGCCAAUUGCAUCAAAGUCUCAGAAGCCUCAGAUGCCUCUCCCUCGAAAUUAGCCUUCCGUUUCUGGCUUGUUGUCUAAAAUUGCCUAUCAACAUAAUAUUUUCUUUCUAAAUCUGAUUCUAUAACUGAUAGGUUUA